Topomyia yanbarensis is the source of this 3777-nucleotide messenger RNA. RefSeq names its product ceramide-1-phosphate transfer protein. Gene Ontology annotation, molecular function: ceramide 1-phosphate transfer activity; ceramide 1-phosphate binding. NCBI's taxonomy places the organism in Eukaryota, Metazoa, Arthropoda, Insecta, Diptera, Culicidae. The record is from RefSeq and is a predicted model, not a curated record. Gene Ontology annotation, cellular component: membrane; cytoplasm; cytosol. The transcript has 3 exons. Gene Ontology annotation, biological process: ceramide transport; intermembrane lipid transfer. The coding region runs from base 140 to 769 and encodes 209 amino acids.
GUACAGUGCUUGUGCAUUCAAGUUAGGCCUGUUCUCAUUCUCCAUUCAUAGUUCGUAGUCAAUUCCAAUUGUUCCGUUCCGUGCAACGGCAACAGUUACAAGCAUUCAUUUAUAGACUACGAAAAAUUGCUUUUUCAAAAUGUCCAACGAAAAGUUCGACCUGCAAAAAGUGCACCAAAGUUUUCAGCAGUGCCUAGUCGGAGAGGAGGACGUAUCCAUUGACGCUUACUUGGAGGCCUUCAAGGAACUGUACAAAUUUUUCUCCCUGAUGGGGACGAUUUUCGGUUUCGUCAGCAGUGAUGUCAAGGAGAAGGUGGAAAUUCUGCAGAAACUUCGGCUGCAGAAGGAAAAUGCCGAAAAAUUCGAGAGCAUUCGAAAAAUGAUGGAGUACGAACGGGAUGCCAAUCUGUUGGAGAAAAAAGAUUACGUGUCCGGUUGUCGGACGCUCCUACGGCUUCAUCGAGGUUUAGAUUUCAUCUACGUCUUCCUGAAACGACUGGGCGAGCUGAGCGAAGGCGACGCCAAAACGAACACCAUCUGCCAGACGGCGUACAACGAAACGCUGGCCCAGUACCAUCCGUGGCUUAUCCGAAAAGGUGCCGUUGUGGCGAUGUACGCACUGCCCACGCGCGAUCAGCUGCUGGAAAAGGUAUGUCUGGAUGCGAGUGUAGCUAUUUCGCUGCUACCGGAGAUGUUAUCCGUCGGCCGGAAGGUAUACGAUCGGACCCAGGAACUGUACACACAGUUCGACAUGCAUGGGUUACCAUAAAAACGAGAACGGUGACAACAACCCCGGGGUGGGCGGGGGGAAAGGGAAACAACGCGCCGUUGGACCAUUGAUCGAUUCCAGAGGGUUUAGCUAAGGUUCGGUUUAGGCAUAUAUAUAUUGUGAUAGCGAAAGUAUUUUUAGCAGAUUUUUAUUGUUUUAGAUGAAUUGUUUUUUGUUAAUUUUAUAUUUAUUUAAGGUAGCGAAAAAAUGGAUUGGGAAUCCUAAAAGUUGAGGCUCAAUUGUUAUGUUGUUUAACGGUUUCUUCUUAGGAGGUCAAAUGAGAGUAGCUUAAAGUUAUUCGAUAUUGCUCAAUCUGUAAUUCUAUGGCUCAUAAUCGUGCACUACGAUUUGCAAUCCUGGUACGUUACGAAAUAAGUGCGGAAUGUAACAUAUAGCGAAGUAACGAGAUCAUAAAACGGCGGCGUUUUUUCCGAAGCGGCAUUUUCGAUUUUGAAUUUUCUUUAAUGCGAUGCAGUCUGCCGACAUUCGAGCAACUUAUUUAAACUAGUUUAUAUAUUCUCUACAAUAUUCUUGGUCCUCGAAUUUCUUCGGUUGUUUUCAUGUAAAGUCCCAACGAGUGGUUUCCUUUCGAUGCAGUUUAUGUAACCUUGAUCCGCAGAUGGUGAUGCUUUAAAGGCAUAACGGUAUUGUACAACCCGUAGUUAAGGUUGCACAGAGAAUGCGCAAAAUUCGCAAAUGAAAAAAGCAGUUUCCCUCCACUCCGUAUGUCAGAUCUUCAUAAAAAUCAAUCAGCAGUACUGUAACAACAUUCUACAUACGCUGAUUGAUUUUUAUGAAGAUCCGACAUACGGUGUGGAAAAAUUUUGCGAAUUUUGCGCAUUCUCUGUGCAACCUUAAGGCGGCAGAUGGAACCUUCUCCAGUAGAAUUUGAGGACUUCUUGUUGGAGUCUUUCUCUUGGUUGAUUUUCUUGCCGCAUUCAUUUCUCAUCGUUUCAAUCAUUAAUUUUCAAUUCGUUUUCCGUUAAGCAUGGUCCAAAAAACCGACGUCGAAACAGAAUGACGAGUUUGUUCCAGUAUUUAGUUGUUGCUUUGAACGUUAUCAUUGGAAGCAAUUUAGUCCUAGUGCAUUCAUUUGAUUUCACGGCAGCUGUUCUUCUAUCUAGCUUUUUGAAAGCCAACCAUAAAAGCUUUUGGUGCUUUUUAUCAGUAGAAUCAAUACUCGCUGGUCGGUAGAGAACUGUCAAACAAAUUGGCUAACUGUAGCUGAAAAACUAAUUUCGAGUUCUUUAUCUACUUGAAAAUCGCUUAUCAGACAUAGCUUGGUACAUGAUUCCGUUCGUUGAAAUGGAUGUUGAUAUUUUGGCCAAGUAUUUGUGAGAUGCUCCGAUGGCUGCUUACUAGCAGGCAGCUGUGAUGUUUGACCAUUUUUAUUUCAUCUGAUUUUUACGGCUGUUAAAAUUACUAACACAUGUGUGUUGGGCUGUCACCAAAGUUAGCUCAUUCACCCCUGAUGCAGGGUUGCCAUUUGUACAGAUUUUUAGAAGCAAAUGUAGAUCUACAGAAUACAGGUUAUAAAUAUUAAAUACUCAAUACCGAUUCUGUAAAAUAUCGAAGUCUGACUAUUUUGUAUUUAAAGAACGUUUGAAAUAUUCGAAUGCAAAGCUAUUUUUAAAAUUUCUUUGUUUUGUGAAUAUAGAUCAUAGAUUUUUUUAUAAAGGCAAAACGGACUUUCAAAAUCGCUGCUCCAAUUUUUGCUUUUAAGUGAUACUAGGUUUGUUCCAGAUCCAGGAUAAACUAGAAGUAUUCCGGGGAAAAUCCUUGUUGUAUUCGUUUCUGCUCGGUUUUCUUCUUGUGAUAGCGAACCGGAGUUAUAACGAGCAAGAUUUAUUGUUCCUAGUUAUUUUGGAGCAAUUGAAAGCAAAAAGCGAAUACUGGAACAAAGCAUAGUUUUUUCUCGUAAAUUAGUGAUCUACAUAAUUUAAAAAAAACUAUUGACGUACACACUACACUUGCUCAAAGUUCCAACUCCGACUGACUGACUGACUGAGGUGUUUCUCUUCAGUGGGUACAAUAUUCCGAUGAAAUAAAUUGUGCAUUAACUUCCUCCUGUCCUCAAAGUCUCAAAGUUGGCAUUUUCAAAUAAUGUUGCACAUAUUACAUACAAUAUUCUAUUCGGUAGCCUCUGACGGUUGUCUCGAUUUUGUAGGCACUAAUCCUUUUUCGGAGUGUCCACGUCGGCGUCAAUGGUGAAACGCUCUUUCUCUGCAAGGCAACGUUAUCCUUUCUGACGUUGUUGUCUACUUGGAAGUCCUCUCCGUGUGGCUGCUGAUGCGAAGUAGAAGAGUGCGUAAAAAGUUCUGUGAUUUUUCAUUUCAUCACGCACACUUUUUUCACUUUACUCACGACUCGGUCCGAUGAAAUAAGUCGUGCAUUAACUCAUGCCUCAGUUCUCUAGCAAUUUGUGUAGUUCUUUCUGUGUCCGUUGUUGAUUUCGAUCAGCAUCAGCAUUCGGCAUGUUUCGAGUGUUUUUCGCGGGAGAUAAGUGAUUGCUUGUACUGCGGUACAAAUUUAUAAGGGACAUAUAGAGGAUAUCACGACUUACGAAGUUGAGAAACGGCUGUAGUCUUCGUUUUCUGAUUUUGGUUUUAUAAAUCAGCCUUUGUCUUUUGUUUCUGGUUUAUAAAACACACGCUUUCUGAACACAUUUUUCUAUGACCUGCAUCGAAAAAUUCUUUUAAAAUUGCUGUCUUUUUACUGUGCACCGUGUCCGUGGUUGAUUUCGAUCAGCAUCGGCAUUCGGUUUGUUGCGAGUGUUCUUCGCAGGAGAUAAGUGAUUGCUCGUACUGUAGUACAAAUUUAUAAGGGACAUAUAGAGGAUAUCACGACUUACGAAACGACUGCAGUCUUUGUUUUCUGAUUUUAGUUUUAUAACUCAAUCUUCGUCUUUUGUUUCUGGUUUUUUAACACAUCCGCUUUUCGAACACGGUCUUCUGUGAUCCGAAUCUGAAAUUCGUUUCAAAUUGUUGUAUUUUUACUGUGUACCGUAU